Messenger RNA from Carassius carassius (crucian carp), 1082 nucleotides. RefSeq lists its product as uncharacterized. Gene Ontology annotation, molecular function: siRNA binding. Lineage: Eukaryota; Metazoa; Chordata; Actinopteri; Cypriniformes; Cyprinidae. Gene Ontology annotation, biological process: regulatory ncRNA-mediated heterochromatin formation. The transcript has 2 exons. The record is from RefSeq and is a predicted model, not a curated record. Gene Ontology annotation, cellular component: nucleus. Bases 107 to 1024 code for a protein of 305 amino acids.
CAGAAACACCUGUCACAUGAUUACAGAUAGCACGUCUCAGCAGUCAGUCGAGCUACAUCAGGAUUAACUUUAGCAAGUCCUCAGACUACAGUGUUAAUCCCACAUAAUGUUGGAGUACUCCGACAUGAGCCAUAAUCAAAUACAUUUGGAUUUUCCAUACUCAUUUUCUGAGGACGGUCAACUGCGGCACAAAGUCACCUGUGAACCAUACAGGUUCACCUUCAGACUUGAUGACGUCCAUGGAACCGAACAGGAACAUCACAACCUCUGUCACUACAUCACUCAGCACGUGUAUGAUCUCUUAGAGAGGAACUUUCACCUUAUUAGGGUGCAUCUCGAGGAGGACGGUUUUGUAUUCAUGAGUCCUGGGGCGCUGUAUCAUCCUGGGAGUCUUCUGAUUCUGAUUCAGGACUGGGGAACUGUGCGGAGCGGCGUGUGGAGCUGGAAGCUUUCAGCUCACGAGGGACUGGAGCGAGGCAGUCAGAUCCCGUAUCUUCGCUGGGCUGCGCUGGAGUCAUGUGCCGUUAUCAUCAUGAACCCUAACGAGGGUGGGAAAACUCUAGAGCAUCACGUCCAUCUGGUCUGGGAACGCUUAGUUUCCCGGAGCUCCGCUGAGCACAUUUUUGUGGUCGCUCAUGGCUAUGGAGGCUUGGCUUUUGUGGAUCUGCUUUGCUGUCAGCUUGAAGAGGUUCAGCGUCGUGUGACGGCUGUGGCUUUCUUGGAUUCGUCUCACAACCUGUGGCAUCAGCCGCUGGGAAAGGCUGGACGCGACUGGCUAAAAUCCCACUCCAGGACUUGGAUUCUCAGCACCAAACCCCUGAAUCGCUCCGUCGGGUCUCUGAAGGCCGGCUGCCCGCAGAUUUCUGCAGGUACUCAGUGUCACGACUCUGCACCCAUCAUCUGCAUGGAGUCUGUUUUCCGCUUCUUCAGCAAGACCAUCCAACCAAAAGCUACACCAACUCCAUUUGAAAUCAUCACCAGGAGCAAGAGCCGUGCAAAGGACCAAAACAACAACUCAAUAUGAUCACACAAAUGGACUGACCUGAAGGAUCUGUGAAAUAAAUAAAAGACUAUGCAUCAAA